Messenger RNA from Nerophis ophidion (straightnose pipefish), 7442 nucleotides. It is a transcript of the gene maea, whose product is annotated as macrophage erythroblast attacher, E3 ubiquitin ligase. The transcript has 10 exons. The record is from RefSeq and is a predicted model, not a curated record. Bases 25 to 1293 code for a protein of 422 amino acids. Gene Ontology annotation, biological process: proteasome-mediated ubiquitin-dependent protein catabolic process. Gene Ontology annotation, cellular component: nucleus; cytoplasm; GID complex. Gene Ontology annotation, molecular function: protein binding; ubiquitin protein ligase activity. Lineage: Eukaryota; Metazoa; Chordata; Actinopteri; Syngnathiformes; Syngnathidae.
UUUUUAAAAGCCCAGCAAAGCAAGAUGGCGGUGCAGGAGACAGCAUCUCAACUCUCCAUGGCUCUCAAAGUCCAAGAAUACCCCACCUUGAAGAUAACUGUGGAGGGGGCGUGGCCUGCGGGCCUGCAGCAAACCACGGUGUGCCAGGACCGGCCUCUAAAUCAGCGACAGGUGCCCUACGAGACUCUGAACAAACGCUUCCGAGCUGCCCAGAAGAAUAUCGACAGGGAGACGAGUCACGUGACCAUGGUGGUCGCCGAGCUGGAAAAGACGCUCAGCAGCUUCCCAGUGGUGGACUCCGUGGUGUCCCUGCUGGACGGCGUGGUGGAGAAACUCAGCGCCCUGAAGCGAAAGGCUGCCGAGUCCAUCCAAGCAGAGGAUGAGAGCGCCAAGCUGUGCAAGCGCCGCAUCGAGCACUUGAAGGAGCACAGCAGCGACCAGCCGGCCUCGGUCAACUUGUGGAAGAAGAAGCGCAUGGACCGCAUGAUGGUGGAGCACCUGCUCCGCUGCGGCUACUACAACACCGCCGUCAAGCUGGCCAGACAGAGCGGCAUCGAGGAUCUUGUCAACAUUGAGAUGUUCCUCACUGCAAAAGAGGUGGAGGAAUCCCUGGAGAGGCAGGAGACCGCCACCUGCUUAGCUUGGUGCCAUGACAACAAGUCCCGCCUUCGCAAGAUGAAGAGCUGCCUGGAGUUCAGUUUGAGGAUCCAGGAGUUCAUCGAGCUGAUCAGACAAAACAAGCGAAUGGAUGCCGUCAGACAUGCGAGGAAACACUUCAGCCAAGCAGAAGGCGGACAGUUGGAUGAAGUUCGGCAGGUGAUGGGCAUGCUGGCCUUCCCCUCAGAUACACACAUCUCCCCGUACAAGGAUCUUUUGGACCCGACCCGCUGGAAGAUGCUGAUCCAGCAGUUCCGAUACGACAACUACAGACUGCACCAGCUGGGGAACAACUCUGUCUUCACCAUCACGCUGCAGGCCGGUCUGUCUGCCAUCAAGACACCUCAGUGCUACAAAGAGGACGGCACCUCCAAGAACCCUGAUUGCCCCGUGUGCAGUAAAUCUCUAAACAAGCUGGCCCAACCUCUUCCCAUGGCCCACUGCGCCAACUCCAGACUGGUGUGUAAGAUCUCUGGAGAGGUCAUGAACGAGAACAACCCCCCCAUGAUGCUGCCCAACGGUUACGUGUACGGCUACAAUUCGCUGCUGUCCAUUCGCCAAGACGACAAAGUGGUCUGCCCCAGAACCAAAGAGGUUUUCAACUUCUCACAGGCCGAGAAGGUCUACAUCAUGUGAUCACGUAGGUGACACGCUAACAUCACCAUGCCAAAAGGCUCGCCGUCGCUCGGCUGAUGUGAUCAACCUGUGGAGCUGUGACCCCGCCCCCAACCCCCGCCUCUACCACACAGCCACUCCAGAAAUCCUUGUCCCCACCCCCAACACGUGAUGAGCUCAGAUUGACCAAGUUUCCUCAUCGGGCCAUUUUUAUCUCACAGUCACCGGGUGCUUGCCCCCCUCCCCACUCCCGCGAUCGGACGAGACCAGAAGACGAGAUCAUCCACGCACACGGACGGUCAUAUUUUCACAGGCCUUACACUCUCAACGGUAGAUACUUUGGUUUUAGUACAACCGAUGACUACUCUGAGAACAAUCAGCUCAUUUGGUAGCAACUGUUUGUGCGUGUGUGUGUGUGUGUGGUGGAGAAUGGAUGGAUCUACAUGCCAUCUUUGCUGCCUUUCAUCCCCCCGUCAUCAGGACUGCAACAGGCUGGCUUUUGUAAUGUAAAUAGUAGGCAGGCUUUGUGGGGGAGGAAAAGACUGUGGAGGUCGACCUCCUUUAGAAGCAGACUGAACAAGUUUUUUUUCCUGAUGUAAACUGGUGAUGGUUUAGCUCUUCGUUUCUUACUAAACUCACGAGCGUCGUAUUAAUCUCAGUAUUCUCAUGACAGCUGUCUUUGAUGAACAAGCGGUCUUCCUAUGCCUUGUUGAGGUCUCGUCACCUCCCUGCUUUAAUUUACUAUAUUCCACUUUCAUUGGGAAAUCGCGCCGUCACGUAAAAUAAAAAAUGUAGGAGUUGGUAUUGCUGGGACUGCUUCCACUGCGGGAAGACUUCUGACAAUAUUUUGGAUUGUGUCCCGUUUGUGAGGUCUGGCCUGGACCGUGCUUUGGACAAGAGGGAUAGAGAAGGCCCUUCCAUGAAAUGAAAGGGGAACUGCACUUAUCUAUGUUCACAAUAAUGACAAAAGAUCACGUCUUUUUUUUACAUUUAUUUGCAAGAUGAUUUAAAAAAAAAAAUGCUUGGAAGAUGCGGCUAAUGGGAGUCACCGUUGUAACCUUCAAAGCCUUCUAAAACAACUUCAAAACCCCAAUGCUUUAUAUACACAUAUAUAUGAUGUAGUAACAGACAUGUUCAUAACAAUAUGUUCAAUAUUUACCGAAUUUUGAUCAUAUAGUCAUUGCCAGAACUACUUCUUUGGCGCAUUCUUUUCCGUUUCUAUCGCAGCGUGCUUCUUUCAGUCUGUUAGUGAAUUAGUGAAUUAUAUUUAUAUAGCGCUUUUCUCAAGUGACUCAAAGCGCUUUACAUAGUGAAACCCAAUAUCUAAGUUACAUUUAAACCAGUGUGGGUGGCACUGGGAGCAGGUAGGUAAAGUGUCUUGCCCAAGGACACAACGGCAGUAACUAGGAUGGCACAAGCGGGAAUCGAACCUGCAACUCUCAAGUUGCUGGCACGGCCACUCUACCAACCGAGCUAUGCCGCCCUAUGAUCCGGAAGCUAUGCCGAGCUAUGAUCCGGAAGUUCUUACUUCCGGAUCAUGGCAGACUUGGUAACAAACCACAUGUAGUAACAGACAUGUUCAUAACAUGUCAUUUGUUCAAUAUUUACCCAAUAUCCAUAUUUUUCGGAGUAUACGUCGCACCUGCCGAAAAUGCAUAAUAAAGAAGGAAAAAAAAAAACAUGAGUUGCACUGGAGUAUAAAUCGCAUUUUUGGGGGUAAUUUAUUUAAUAAAAUCCAAGACCAAGAAUAGAUAUUUGAAAGGCAAUUAAAAAUAAAUAAAGAAUAGUGAACAACAGGCUGAAUAAGUGUACGUUAUAUAAGGCAUAAAUAACCAACAGAAAAUCCCCAGUGGUGGGGGCGUGCCAUGGGGCCAUUGCCUUUGAUGCUUUCUGCAGCAUGUAUAGGCUUCUUGCCGGUCCGGUGGCAUGUUGUGUGUGGCUUCCGCAGACGCACGUGCACGACUGCAGUGCAUGCUGGGUAGCACGGAGUACACUGAAGGUUGUGAUGGAAAUAACUGGCGCUCUUGCUGGUGUGCACCGCACUGUGAGCCCACACCAAACGGGAAUGAAAAACACAUUUUGAGAUUGAUUGAUUGAUACUUUUAUUAGUAGAUUGCACAGUUCAGUACAUAUUCCGUACAAUUGACCACUUAAUGGUAACACCAGAAUAAGUUUUUCUAUUUAGGGACGGCGUGGCGCAGUGGUAGAGUGGCCGUGCGGAACCCAAGGAUCCCUGGUUCAAUCCCCACGUAGUACCAACCUUGUCACUUCCCUUGUGUCCUGAGCAAGACACUUGACCCUUGCUCCUGGUGGGUGCUGGUUAGCGCCUUGCAUGGCAGCUCCCUCCAUCAGUGUGUGAAUGGGUAAAUGUGGAAGUAGUGUCAAAGCCCUUUGAGUACCUUGAAGGUAGAAAAGCGCUAUACAAGUACAACCCAUUUAUCAUUUAUUUAAAAGGUGCCUGCUAUGUUAACCUAACAUAUUAUGGUAAGAGUAAUUCAAAUAACUAUAACAUAUAGAACAUGAUAUACCUUUAACAAACAAUCUGUCACUCCUAAUCGCUAAAUCCCAUGAAAUCUUAUACGUCUAGUCACUUAUGUGAAUGGGCCAAAUAAUAUUAUUUUAAAUAAUAUGAUUUGAUAUUUUACGGUAAUGUGUUAAUAAUUUCACACAAGUCGCUCCUGAGUAUAAGUUCCACCCCUGGCCAAACUAUUAAAAAAACUGCGACUUAUCGUCCGAAAAACACUGUAAUCAUUGCCAGAACUACUACUUCAUCGCAUUUAUUUCCGUUUCUAUUGCAGCGCCCUUCUUACUUCCAGUGUCUUCCUACAACUGGAACAUAGUAGACUUGGUAACAAACCACAUGUAGUAACAGACAUUUUCAUAACAAUAUGUUUAAUAUUUACCGAAUUUUGAUCAUCAUUGCCAGAACUAGUUCUUCGGCGCAUUUACUUCUGUUUCUAUAGCAGCGCAUUUCUGACUUCCAGUGUCUUCCUACUUCCGGAUCAUGGCAGACGUGGUAACAAACCACAAAUACGACUACUUUUGGACAAUUCACGAUUCACAAGGUUUAUAUUUUUGAAUCUGAAUUAAUGGAGGAUGAACUGCUGCUUCUAGAAGCUGGCACGAAGGAAGGGUGAGACGUUGGAGCAGACAGAAGCUGAGAGAGUGAGGUGAAGUGAAGCUGCAAAAUGUGGAACUUGGAGCCAAGCUAUUUCGACAUAAAUGGAGUGCUUACCCAAAAUCAACAGGAAACACGUCCCCGGCCAGAGGGACCAGACGAACAACUGUCCACAUCGAGUGAGUCAUUUUAAUAAUGGAUCAUGAUACACGCGGCACGUCAUGCGUGUUAUUACAGCUACAUUACAUACACUGCAAGCUGUGUACAAACAACAUGAAAUAAUAAUUUACAGAUACUGUAAUAUGAUUGUUCAUGUGUUUCAGUCAGUAGAUUGGUGUUCUGUCACUGACGUAGAAGCUUGUUUAUCUCUUGCCAAAGUUUGCUUUAUGGCUAAUAACAAAGAACGCUGAUGUGUUACUAGGCUAGAACAACAGUUACUCCGUGUUGAUCUUACAAUAACAAUGUCACUAGAGCUUGAUUUUUACACAGGUUACGGAACGUAAGUAAAGUAUUGUUGGCGGUUUUUGAAUGCAUUUUUAAAGGGAUUUAGUGUUAGAAUUGAUUGCUCCCAUUAGCUCCAUUGCUAGCCACCAUCGCUUUAUACGUUGUAACGCAAAAGAAAACAACCGUCUUUUUGUCUCAUAAUGAUUGUGAACGAUCGGCAAAAUUCCCCCAAAAUAGUGCACUUCCUCUAUAAUUUCGAAUAAGAUUCAGGGACUGAUUGAAUCUUUUUGGUUACUGGCUGUGUCCCAGUAGUUGUAUCCACAUAGUCAAUGUGUCAAUUAUCUUUUGGAAUUUUAGGCAAUGUUUCCCCAAGUGAAGAAAGUGGAAGAACUGUCGACUGACAGUAGUACCUCAGUUUUUGAUCCAAACCCGUUUGAGUCGUGAAACCCAAUCGUACAAAAACCGUAGCAACUUUUCCAACAAGUAAAGCCAACAAAUCCAUUCCCAUAAAGCACAUUUUGCAAAGAAAAAAAUUGUUUUACUUGCAGAAAAUUGUGCAAAGUACAUAGAAAUGAAAAUUGUUUUAUAAAAGACUUGUUGGCAAAAACAACAAGUAACAAUUUGUUCUAGAAUCCAACCAUGUUUCUCACCUUGUGAGUACAGUGCAUGCUACCAGGCCUAAUGUGUAAGGAAUAGACGUUACAGUUUGGCUCACUUUGUGUACUAAUAACAUUGGAUAAACCGAAUCACCAGUAGCAUUCUUGAUUGGGCAAGGAAUGACACCAUUUUUUUUAGUUGAUGUUCUGCCGUACAAUAAAGGAGCUCAAUUUUGCCGAGAUGUUUUCUCAAACUGUGUCAUACAAACUUUGGUACCACUGUAUUUUUUUCCUCCUGUUUUAGAUAAAAGAUUGAGCCGAUCAGAGGAAUUUUAGUACGUAAGUGUGGAUUAAAGCACAAAUGAGCAUCAAAGUAUAAAUGGUCGAACUCCAAUCCCCACUCAAAACGAGUGACUUCCAGGCAUUAGUACACAGUUCUUGUUAAGAAAAAGUUGUUGCCAUCGAAUGCAUUCGGACCGUCUUGUGUUUCUGUUCUUAGACUAGAGGAAAAGAUUUGUUUCAUGAUCAAUAUGCCUCAUAAAGAUUUUACCAGACUUUUGAAUUUGCUCGUGUGUGUGUGUGUGUGUGCGUUGCUUCCUUUGUGUCUUUUGCCGCUCUUGAUGGCUGAGGGUGUGGUGUGACUUGCAAAUGUUACUCUUUUCGCAUGGAAAUGGUCUCCUGUGAAACUAGGAGGUCUGAGGGCGUGCUUGUGUCGAUCAGCCUGAAGACAUGCGAAUACAGUAAACAACGGUAAAGCCAACUUUGAAAAAAAAACAAAAAAACAACUUAGUUCAUCUGCUGGAAAAUAAGAGAAAUGUUUACUUUGACCCCACAAAAAUUGGAUUCAAAAAUAGUAUAGAGCAGGGGUCAGCAACCUUUUUGAAAGCAAGAGCUACUUCUUGGGUACUGAUUAAUGUGAAGGGCUACCAGUUUGAUACACACUUAUUGGACCAAGCUAUAUUUAUAUAAGACAAAUCAUUAUUUCUUGUAGAUUUUCCAGAACAAAAACUUGAAAAGAAAUUCAAAAGACUUUGAAAUUCAAAUUAAAUUCUACAGAUUUUCUAGAUUUGUCAGAUUAUAUAUUUUUUAAUUUUAAUCAUAAUAAAUUUGAAGAAAUAUUUCACAAAUAUUUUUUGUAGAAAAAACAAGCUAAAAUGAAGAAUUAAAUUAAAAUGUAUUAUUCUUUAUAAUAAAACAAAUAAAUUUACUUGAGCAUUGAUUUAAAUUGUCAGGACAGACGAGGAAGGAAUUUAAAAGGUAAAUGUGUUUUAAAAUCCUAAAAUAAUUUUUAAGGUUGUAUUUUCUCUAAAAUUGUCUUUUUGAAAAUUAUAAGAAGCAAAGUAAAAUAAUAAAUGAAUGUACUUAAACAAGUGAAGACCAAGUCUUUAAAAUAUUUUCUUGGAUUUUCAAAUUCUAUUUGAGUUUUGUCUCUUAGAAUUGAAAAUGUCGAUCAAAGCGAGACCAGCUUGCUAGUGAAUAAAUACAAUUUUAAAAAUAGAGGCAGCUCACUGGUAAGUGCUGCUAUUUGAGCUAUUUUUAGAACAGGCCAGCGGGCGACUCAUCUGGUCCUUACGGGCUACCUGGUGCCCGCGGGCACCGCGUUGGUGACCCCUGUCUUAGAUCAGAUAGAAAAUACAAAUGUAUAUUACAAGGCAGAAAUGUGAAACUUACUAUACUAAAAUGGUAUUAAUUAAUGUUCUUGAUGUACCUUGAUGUAGGGACGGCGUGGCGCAGUGGCAGAGUGGCCGUGCGCAACCCGAGGGUCCCUGGUUCAAAUCCCACGUAGUACCAACCUCCUGAGCAAGACACUUCACCCUUGCUCCUGAUGGGUGCUGGUUGGCGCCUUGCAUGGCAGCUCCCUCCAUCAGUGUGUGAAUGUGUGUGUGAAUGUGGAAGUAGUGUCAAAGCGCUUUGAGUACCUUGAAGGUAGAAAAGUGCUAUACAAGUACAACCCAUUUAUUUAUUUACCUUUCUGUCAUCUUAAUUGUGUUACUAAACAUGCGACAACAUAU